GUCACCAAGGCACCACCAACCAACAGCCCGCCCGCGCCGGCCACCACCGCUCCAGCGCCGUCAGGAUCUGCCGCCUCACACCGUGCCCAGCUCCGCCGCCCCCGCGCCUCCCCUCUCAGCCGCUCGACGCUCGCCGGAGCGGCGGAUCUCCGACGCAUCGCUCCCUCCCGCAGGCAGCAACCGGAAUCUAGGCGGACCCGCCCGCCAUUCCACCGGAAUUGGAAAACCUAGUAGUCCCGGCGCCUCAACCUCGCCUGAACUCACCGUCGAUGGCAGCCGCCGCGGGGUCGUACGGCAAGCUCGACAAGUCAUUCAAGCUUGCCGCUCGCUCCGUACUCACCGCCUUCUCCCGCGAGGAUCUUAACAAUGCUUUCCCAUCGUUCACGGACGCCGAAAGGGAGCACCUGUACCAAAUGUUCAUCUAUGCGAUCAAGUCUUUGCAUGGCAACAUAGUGGAGGAGUUCCGAAAUUUCUGCGACGAAAUAGAAAUUGCUACUGCCCUUGACAAGGUAGAUCAGUUUGUCGAAGAACAAACUCUGGACGUGUUAUCUUCAGACAAGACUAGCAUUGAAGACAUGAAAGAAAGGAUAUCAAAGGAGAAGAAGGAUGAAAUUGAACUUUUAAAAGGUUUACUAGAGAAGACUCAAGAAAGGAACAAUGCCAUGAAGGCCCGAAUCGAACCCUUAAAGCAAGGGGGGGAUUUUAAUGACACAAGAGAUGUUCUCGCGAAGCUGAAGGAAUGGAAUACUGCAUGUCAGAGCUGCAAUGACCAUUGAGCUUCUCUGGUUACUUGAUGUAGUCAAGAGACAUCUGCUGUGUAGCUUUGUGUGGUUGUAGAGUAGAAGUUGAGUCAGGAGUCAUGCUCCCCCAUGAACCAAUGGUGCUAACCAACUGUAGCGUGAUUUUGUUUCUGAGUUGCAAGACGUAGCUGUUGUGUUUUUGUGUUUUCGUUGGCUCCUGUUUCCUGCACCCAUAGUUGAUGCUUUGCUUUAGUGUCCUGGUUCCAUGUUCUCCCUUGACAGUUGUUUUUCA
This is a messenger RNA of Triticum dicoccoides, 1032 nucleotides long. RefSeq lists its product as uncharacterized. Bases 270 to 776 code for a protein of 168 amino acids. Gene Ontology annotation, biological process: chromosome segregation. NCBI's taxonomy places the organism in Eukaryota, Viridiplantae, Streptophyta, Magnoliopsida, Poales, Poaceae. The record is from RefSeq and is a predicted model, not a curated record. Gene Ontology annotation, cellular component: MIS12/MIND type complex. The transcript has 9 exons.